Solanum lycopersicum (tomato) is the source of this 2124-nucleotide messenger RNA. The record is from RefSeq and is a predicted model, not a curated record. NCBI's taxonomy places the organism in Eukaryota, Viridiplantae, Streptophyta, Magnoliopsida, Solanales, Solanaceae.
GUAUUCACAGCUGAGUAUCCUAUAAUAUGUAAAAUCUCCGGGUACAAAAAGCCUUACAUCAGCUUCAUGGAUGGCAUCACAAUGGGCUUUGGAAUUGGUUUAUCUGGUCAUGGUCGUUACAAGGUUAUUACAGAGAGGACUGUUCUAGCGAUGCCAGAAAAUGGAAUUGGGUUGUUUCCAGAUGUCGGUUUUUCCUAUAUAGCGGCACAUGGUCCUGGAGAAGGCAUAGUUGGUGCUUAUCUUGGAUUGACUGGAAGUAGGAUAUCAACACCUGCUGAUGCUCUCUAUGUUGGUCUGGGAACUCAUUAUGUCCCUUCUGCAAAUUUGGGCACAUUGAAGGAAGCUUUGCUUGCCACUAAAUUCUCCGAGGAUCCAGAUGAGGAGAUAAAACAACUGUUGACGAAAUACAGCAGCAACCCUAAUUCAGAACCCCGUUUGAAGUCACUUUUACCCAGAAUAAUUUCUACUUUUGCUGGUGACAAGUCCAUUAGGGAGAUACUAGAAGAGCUAGAACAUCAUCAGCAAAGCACUGAUACAUUGGUGGCAGAAUGGGCAAGGGAUGCUCUGCAAGGGCUUAGUAAGGGGGCCCCUUUUUCUCUCCGUCUCACCCAAAAGCUCUUCUCUAAGGUAGCAUCUGCACGUGGCGAAACUAACAACGACUUGUCCAGGCUCACUGGUGUCAUGAGAACUGAAUAUCGCAUUGCUUUAAGGUCCGCUCUACGGAGCGACUUUGCUGAAGGUGUCCGAGCAGUCUUAGUGGACAAGGAUCAGCAAGUGGAGUCGCGGUGGAUCCUGCCAAAGUAACAAGUAUGGUUAAUUGGCCAAGUUCAAAAGAUGUUAAAGGCUUGAGGGAUUUUCGGGACUCGCUGAUUACUAUAGAAAGCUCGUUCGUGGCCACUCACACAAUUGCUCAAGAAAGAUGCUUUUCGCUGGAAUGAAGAAGUUCAACUAGCUUUUGAUUCACUUAAGGAAGCUAUGAUCACUUUGCCGGUCUUAGCACUACCAGAUUUUAACAAGGUGUUUGUGGUUGAGACAGAUGCCUCAGGAUUAGGGACUGGAGUUGUCCUAAUGCAAGGGACAUCCUAUCGCUUUUCUUAGCCAAGGACUUCCAAUUCGGGCUCAGUCUAAAUCAGUAUAUGAGAGGGAGUUAAUGGCUAUAGUGUUUUGCUGUCCAAAAGUGGUGUCAUUUUUUGAUGGGUCGACUUUUCAUUAUACAAACAGAUCAACGAAGUCUCCAAUUUCUCAUGGACCAGCAUGUUAUGGCAAAAGAGCAACAAAAAUGGAUCACCAAGUUGAUGGGAUUGUAUUUUGAGAUUCAAUAUUGACCUUGUUGUGAAAAUAAGGCAGCUGAUGCCUUGUCCCGCCAAUUUCAUUUCAUGGUCUUUUCUGUUUUACGCAGCAGUACCUUAGAUGAUCUUUACACCGAAGUUCAAUAAGACGACCAAAUCCGUCAGUUGACAUAGGAUUUGCUCCAGGUUCCAACUUCACGAUUGAAUUAUGCUCUAAAAAAUGGCUGCAUAUAUUUCAAAAGUCGGUUGGUGAUUCCUCGGUCGUCAUUAUACAUUCCUAUGCUCCUUAGGGAAUUCCACUCUCACCUACGGGUGGUCACUCUGGGUUUUUUCGUACAUACAAGCGCAUUUCACAAGUCUUAUAUUGGAAUGGGAUCAAAAGGGAUGUACAAAACUUUGUGGCUGGUUGUGAAAAUUGCAAGCAGAAUAAGUAUGAAGCUCUUAGUCGUGUUGGCUUGCUGCAGCCAUUACCUAUUCCUACUUAAGUUUGGGAUGAUAUUGCUAUGGAUUUCAGCGGGUUGCCAAAAGCAAUGGGACAUGAUACUAUACUAGUUGUGGUGGACCGUUUCACUAAAUAUAGUCAUUUUCUUCUCUUAUUUCACCCAUUUACAGCAAAUAUAUGGGUGAAUUGUUUGUUCGUGAGAUUGUACGCUUGCAUGGGUUCCCCAAAUCUAUUGUAUUUGACCAAGAUCGAGUUUUUAUCAGCCAAUUUUGGCAAGACUUAUUCAAGUUGUCUGGUACUAAACUCAAAUUGAGCUCAGGAUAUCACCCUCAAACAGAUGGUCAAACUGAGGUUGUUAAUCGACCCGUGGAGACCUUUUUGCGCUGUUUUGUA